This is a messenger RNA of Penicillium angulare, 447 nucleotides long. Its product is annotated as DNA-directed RNA polymerase II subunit RPB4. Gene Ontology annotation, biological process: mRNA export from nucleus in response to heat stress; nuclear-transcribed mRNA catabolic process, deadenylation-dependent decay; transcription initiation at RNA polymerase II promoter. The record is from RefSeq and is a predicted model, not a curated record. Gene Ontology annotation, molecular function: translation initiation factor binding; nucleotide binding. Bases 1 to 447 code for a protein of 148 amino acids. Gene Ontology annotation, cellular component: P-body; RNA polymerase II, core complex. Lineage: Eukaryota; Fungi; Ascomycota; Eurotiomycetes; Eurotiales; Aspergillaceae. The transcript has 3 exons.
AUGAGCGUCCAGCUGCCCCCAGCUACAUACCGGCAGCGUGCCGUGCCUCAAGGCGAAUUAGAGGCUGCAUCCACAUUGAAGCUGGGCGCCGACCAGCACACUCACACCCUCUCACUAUCCGAAGCGCGACUCGUUAUCCACAAAGUGCUUGAGAAUAAGCGACGCGGGGGAAACAAGUACGAGGAGCCAGAGAAUUUAACCAAGACGCUUCUCUAUCUGGAUGUGUUUGCGCGGUUCAAGGAUGAAGAGAAUAUUAAGGCUGUGGAGCGAUUAUUGAAUUCGCAUACGGAGUUGGAGAUGUUUGAGCGGUCACAACUUGGAAGUCUGUGCUGUGACAAUGCGGAGGAAGCCAAGUCUCUUAUCCCCAGUCUCCAAAAUAAAAUCUCCGACAGUGACUUGCAAGAGUUACUUGAUGAGCUCACCAAGCUGCGUAACUUCACCGAGUAA